GCUUUCUGAUUGUAAUCAUCGCGUUAGCCGCCUUCCUCGGUUACAUAUGGCUACGGGAACAGCUAACCAUGGGCGGGGAGCCGGCCUGGCUGGCCGCAGUGGCUGUGGAGGACGAACCGCAACCUACUGGAGCCGCCAAUGCGGACGCUCCUGGACCUCCGGUAGACCCUGCUGCCCGUACGUGA
Molecule: messenger RNA, 185 nt
Organism: Dibothriocephalus latus
Lineage: Eukaryota; Metazoa; Platyhelminthes; Cestoda; Diphyllobothriidea; Diphyllobothriidae
Source: the annotation of a GenBank genome assembly